CACUACCAUAACUGACGGUUCUGUCGUCCGUCAGUUUAUUGUACUUCAGUUCGCGUUCGCGCGUAAUCAGUUGCAGUAGUGAAGUAGAGGUUAUGAUCGAAGUUUAGUGCUGUCAUCGAAAUAAAUAACGGGUUUACUAUCAGUUAACUAUUUUGUUAGGAUUUUAUUUAUCCUGAACUUCUAUCAACUGUUGAUAUGUGAUGAACAAUUCUGUAAAUGGAUAAAAACUGACUUAGACGUCUUUGUUUAUUGAAGCGGGGGCGGCAAGACCAAGAUGCCGGCGCUAAAGCUGUUCGGCAGAAAGUGGCUCGCCGCCACCGAUGACAUGGUCUUCCCUUGCCUGUUCGAGUUCAUCGUCCGGCUCAUCUGGCUCAUCAUGAUGGGGGUGAUCACGCACCGCUACUAUGACUACACGUUUACAUGCACAUCGGGCGGGGAGUGUGUGCGGGUGUAUCUGGUGGGGAUGUUGGUACUACUGUCGCUCAACAUAGUGCUGUUGGUGGCGCUUAUCAACCGCAGCGCACAGGGAGGGAUCUGCGACGUCCAUAGCGCGCGACGAAUGGUUCCUCCACUUCUCGGAGCCAAACUGCUGUUGCUGCUACCAGAAGCUGGUUGGAACGGUCUGGGGACGGUGUGGGCCUUCACGUCCGUCAUCACGUGCCCUGACGACCACUUCACCAACACUGCCAUUGAUGUUCUGGUGUGUCUGGACUGGGUGCUUUUCGCUCUCCUGGUGUUUGCCUUGGCCAUGGUGAUAGAUCCGAUAGGCUCUGUCAAGCUACGGGCAUCCCAGCCCGAUCUCACGCUGGACACGCUGAAGAACCGCCAGGUCACACGGACCUGGAUCCGUCGGUUCCGGUGGUUCUUCUGCUGGCUCAACCGGGACAAGGAGAGUCUGGAGGCUUUUGCUCAGGUUGCUGGCCUGUUCAGCUCUCUGUUCCGAGACAGUGACCUGGUGCCCUCUGACCUGAUCGCUGGCUGCGUGCUGCUGCGGGUCAAACAGAAACGGGAGUCACGAGAGCAAUGGAGGUUGGAGAUAAUGGCGGAGCAGAGGCUCAAGUACAAGUCAGACUUACGAGAGGUGUUCCGCGGCAAACCCGUGUGGCUGAGCUUCGAUAAAGCGGAACACUACAUGAAACUGUCCAUGGCCACCUACGGCUGCACGUUCGUCAUGUACCGCUACUGCUGUACAGGAAUCUGCCGUCUGCUCAGGCAUACCACAUGCUGUGCUUGCUUCAGGCCCAAGAAGGUGAUGGUCGAAGGAGACAACUGCUGCAUGUGUAACAUGGCAGGUUUCAAGGAACUGGCGGACAUGACGGAAGAUGAGAUUAUUUACGCCAAUUUCAAAAAUAGGAUAUUUGAGGUUCCAUUCUGCAUAAUCUCGGACCACAAAACAAAGAGUAUUGUUCUCACCCUGAGAGGUUCCAUCUCCCUGAGAGAUGUCUUCACUGACUUGGUGGCAUGUCCGGAGAAGAUAGACUUGGAAGGGUUGCCAGAGGGCUCUAUGGCUCACAAAGGCAUGCUGAUUACAGCCAAGAAGCUGAAAACCCAUCUUGACGAGACGAAGACUCUAGACAAAGCUCUCUCGCUUUAUCCACACUACGACUUGGUCAUCACAGGACAUAGCCUGGGGGCUGCUGCGGCUGUUUUGCUGGGCAUCCUGUACAAACCAAUUUACCCCGAACUCAAGGUCUACGCUUUUUCCACGCCUUGUGUAAUUACAAGAGCAGCGGCAAUCUAUUGUGAAAGCUUUGUGUUCACUAUCGGUGUGGGAGAUGACUUUGCCAUGAGGAUAAGUGUCGAGACCAUAGAGAACUUGAGAGCACAACUCUUCGAGGCUCUGCAGAAUUGUAGGCUACCAAAGUAUCGAGUAAUCGUCAAUGGAUUCGGUUACGCUCUAUUCGGCGUUCCGUCCAAACACCUGAAUACAACGUGGCGGGAUGACAGACCGACACCCCACCACUCUGUGCUACUGCCCGCCCCCAACGCAGUCCCCUACAUGUUUGCGCCCUCAACAGCUAACAGCAUCGAAGUCUUCUCGUCCAGUUUAAGACAGAAUUGUAAAGAAACGGACCCAAAUUACUCCAAAAAUAAGGUCCAAGAGAUACCUCAUUUCUGGAAAACUAGAGAGGUGGCAACCAGAAAGUACACUAACGUAUCCCUGUACCCAGCUGGGAAUAUUCUACAUAUUGUCCAUAAAAAGAAGAGCAAAGAAGAAAAAUCUAGAUGGCAUUGCCUCCAACUUUCAUGCUGUAAAAAAAAAAGGAGAGCAGAUGAGAAGACAUACGAGAUGCGUUGGUUGAGUCCCGACUCAUUCGAUGAGCUGCGAGUCAUGCCGAGAAUGCUCCUAGACCACUUGCCCGAGAACGUGUACAAAGUUCUCACCACCAUACUCGAUGAGCAAGAGACUGAAAUUGAAGACAACGUAGAAUUUAUCAUGUGACUGCUAGUAUUAUGAAAAUUGACAUUCCAGGGUGACGCUUGUAAAAUAGUGAGUUUAAUAUGGUGAAUUUUAUAUCUGAUAUCGUAUAAUUAUCAUACAUUCAAAAUAUUUGAGUUUUUUUUUUUAGAAAAUAUGCACUCUGAUAAAGAAUAUUUUUUAUAUUUCUAAAUGACAAUAAAAAGUAAAACAUGUGAGAUACCAAAUUUAAAUAUGCUAAAAAGUGUCAUUUAACACAUGUAUUAAUGAUACAUGUAAUUAUAGAUAUAAUUGUUUUGUUCACUAAUUAUAGAUAUAAUUGUUUUGUUCACUAUUUUAGAAAAUUAUAAUUAUAAAAACUGUUUUUCUUUUUUUUGUAAUUUAAUAUUGCAUUAUUUACCAUGCUAGUUCUCAUGUUCAAACCAGCAAUUGAAUAUUCGGGUUUAUCUUGCAUUUGUAUAGAUUUCUGGUCUAGAUUAAUUCAAAUUAACUGUAAUUUUAAACUAGUGAAUAGAUUUUAAUUUUAUCGUUUAUUUUAUAUGAGUCUGCUACCUUUGAUAUCUCCAGUUUGAAAGGUCUUAUCAGAAAAAUAUUGAUGUUAACAAAUUAUUAGAUUUAAAUAGAAUAAAUCUGUUUUUAAUUUAAAUAUAUACAUUUUCUUUGUAUAAAUUAAAGUAACACAAAAUAUAUAAAGAAUCUAGUUUGUAUAAAAAUUUUGAAUUGAAAGUGAACCGAAUGCUGGCCGUUUUUUCUUAUACUAGCUCACUAUGUUUAGCGAUUUUGAAAAUGUUAUCAACCCCUUCAAUCUCAGCCAUUAUUUAAAAAAUUUACAAAAAAAGUCCAGCAAUAUACAUAAGGGGUCUGCUAAAAAUCACACUUUUGUUUUUGUCUAUUUACUUAUCUCUUAAAUGAUUAUAAGUUUACUUGUUUUUCAUACAACUUUCAAGAAUAUUUUAUUUUUAUUUUACAUGAAAUAUACCAAGUUAUAAUAUAAAUGUGGGAAGUACACUUUAUUUUUAAAAUAUAUAUACAAUACAA
This is a messenger RNA of Homalodisca vitripennis (glassy-winged sharpshooter), 3457 nucleotides long. RefSeq names its product diacylglycerol lipase-beta-like. Bases 275 to 2443 code for a protein of 722 amino acids. Gene Ontology annotation, biological process: lipid metabolic process. The transcript is spliced from 17 exons. Lineage: Eukaryota; Metazoa; Arthropoda; Insecta; Hemiptera; Cicadellidae. The record is from RefSeq and is a predicted model, not a curated record.